AUGGCACAACAAAUGGAAAUUGACUUUGAUGUACCCAAGUUCCUUCACGAUGAGCGUCAAAAAGCGCCUUCACAACUACAACACUACUUUACAACGUUUGAGGACUUAUACGAGAGAAAACUCUGGCACCAGUUGACACAAUCGAUCCUCGAGUUCUUUGAGCAACCAGAAUCAACGCCCCAUCAGAUCCCUAUCUUUCAGCAAUUCAUUGCCGAGUGGGAGAGCAAAAUCAACAAGUUGUCGCUUGUGCAGAUUGCGUUGCGAGCAGCGAGCAACUGUGCCCAAUUGGAGGAUUCAGUACAGUUCCUGAAUGAUAUCACAAAGAAAGUCGACACACCUGAAACCAAAGAUGUCUAUGUGCUUGCACUGAUGGAGACCGCCAAAUUCAAGCUUCAGCUGAAUCAAUUCGACGACGUUAAGAAGGCCAUUGACGAAUCCGAAAAGAUCUUGGAUCAAUUCGAUAGCGUUGAAACCAUCAUUUAUGCCAGCUUUUAUCGUGUCAGCGCUGAUUAUUACAAGGCCAAGGCAGAGUAUGCACAGUAUUACAAGAGCGCAUUGCUUUUCCUCGCAUGUAUCAACAUUGAUGAGAUCUCACCCGAGGAACGCGUCAGCCGUGCUUAUGAUUUGGCCAUUGCCGCAUUGCUUGGUGAUAUGAUUUACAACUUUGGUGAAUUGUUAAUGCAUCCUAUCUUGGAUUCCCUUUCCAACACUGAAAACGAUUGGCUACGAUCCCUGCUCUUUGCAUUCAACAGUGGCGACAUUGGCAAAUUCGAAGCACUUGCUCCACAUUUCAGCAAACAGCCUUUAUUACAACAAAACUCUGCAGCUCUCGGUCGCAAAAUUUGUCUCAUGUCAUUGAUUGAAGCAGUAUUCCGUCGAUCAAGCGAUAACCGGGUGAUCCCCUUUAGCGAAAUCGCUGCUGAGACUCGGUUGCCAAUUGAUGAGGUCGAGCAUUUGGUCAUGAAGGCUUUGUCACUCAAGCUUAUUCGUGGCUCCAUUGACCAAGUAGAUCAAUUGGUUAUUGUUACUUGGGUGCAACCCCGUGUUCUCGACAAGGAACAAAUCGAUGGAAUGCGACGACAAAUCGAGGAUUGGACUAACCAAGUCAAGAAGAUUGGAACAUUCGUUGGUGAUCAAGGAGGCGAAGUAUUUGCUCAAUAG
Molecule: messenger RNA, 1161 nt
Organism: Lichtheimia ornata
Lineage: Eukaryota; Fungi; Mucoromycota; Mucoromycetes; Mucorales; Lichtheimiaceae
Exons: 6
Coding region: 1-1161 (386 amino acids)
Biological process (GO): ubiquitin-dependent protein catabolic process
Cellular component (GO): cytosol; nucleus; proteasome regulatory particle, lid subcomplex
Molecular function (GO): structural molecule activity
Source: RefSeq, a predicted model, not a curated record